Molecule: messenger RNA, 1153 nt
Organism: Epinephelus moara (kelp grouper)
Lineage: Eukaryota; Metazoa; Chordata; Actinopteri; Perciformes; Serranidae
Gene: crcp
Product: calcitonin gene-related peptide-receptor component protein
Exons: 6
Coding region: 59-502 (147 amino acids)
Biological process (GO): transcription initiation at RNA polymerase III promoter
Cellular component (GO): RNA polymerase III complex
Molecular function (GO): nucleotide binding
Source: RefSeq, a predicted model, not a curated record
CGGUUACAUUUUCCACACGGGCACAUUUGCAACGGACCAAAGCUAAGCGUCAGGCGAAAUGGAAGUGAAAAACGCUAACGCUGCUAUGCUCAGUAACUAUGAGGUGUUCAAACUCCUGACGGACCUGAAGGAACAGAGGAAGGACAGCGGGAGGAACAAACACAGCAUCGGGCAGCAGAACCUCAACACCAUCAUGUAUGAGACGCUGAAGUACCUGUCGAAGACGCCCUGCUGCAGGCAGAGUCCAGAGAUCGUCAAAGAAUUCCUCACCACCAUGAUGCCUCACAAACUCACAAAGGCAGAAAAACUGCAGCUACUGAACCACCGGCCACAGACAGCAGUGGAAAUUCAGCUAAUGGUGGAGGAGAGUGAGGAGCGGCUGUCAGAGGAGCAGAUCGAGGAGCUCAUUCAGACAAUCGCAGACGUCCUACCUGGCGACCCUGAGCAGGAGAACACAGCUCCAGCAGAUGCAGAGAUGGAUGAAGCUGCUGAGCAGUCAUGACACAGUGACGGGCCACAAAUGACCCACAGGUGGAGAACUGGCCUGGUUCCCUUUGCCUGUGAUGCAAGAUGGCUUUUCUGUGUGCCAUUUUGCAUCAGUUUGAACUGAACAACAUGCUGACAGAGGGAAGCACAAUGGCGUCCUGGCUCAUUGCCAUUAAAAUGAUUCAUUAAAUAAUUCAUAUUAAGGUAGAUCAUUUAAUGAAUGGAGGAAGAUUGUUUUUGUAUUCACAUGCACAUGCUUUCAUAAGAACCGGUUUUCAGACUGUGAGUCACUCAUGUCUUGUUUUGCAUCUGACUGGUCUAAUUUGUAUUUCACAUCAGAUAAUGUUCAUGCAGAGACAGUCUGCUCUUAACUUGGUAUAUUUUUGGUUUCUGACUCAAUUUUAGUUGUCAGUUUCUACCGUGGUGUGUAGAAAUAAGGGUUUUUACUGCUGUGUGAUCUCCCAAGCUGUAAUAUAAGUCAGUCAUGCAUUUAAACUUUGGUAUAGCACUAACAUGAGGUUAGACAGUAUCAUUAGAGCAGCUAUGUAAUAACAAAGAGAGCAGACCGUGUGCACCAAGAGGUGAUUGUUGUCUUUUAUUCAUUCAGUCUUUUUUAAAACACACUGAUCUUUUCCUUCUGUGGCUGCAUUAAACAUAACAGCUGAAA